This is a messenger RNA of Prorocentrum cordatum, 4830 nucleotides long. The record is from the annotation of a GenBank genome assembly. NCBI's taxonomy places the organism in Eukaryota, Dinophyceae, Prorocentrales, Prorocentraceae.
AUGCUGGAUCUCUUGACCGGCAAGGUGGCGGAGGCCGCAUGGGCGAGACGGCGGCAAGCAGACCGACGCGCCGAAGAACGAAACAAGCAGGCGCGUGGCCAAGAGCCGGCUGGGGCGAGCAACCAGGGCGGCGCGCGGAGGGCCCUGGGAGAGCCGGCCCCAAGCGGGCGACAGCAGGACCGAGGCGGCAGGGGCCAAAGCGGCAGGGACCAAAGCGGCCGGCAUCUGGAGAGGGACCACAGUGGCCGAGACAAGCACGCAAGAGGCAAAGAAGCCCUACGGGCUAAAAAGGCACGUCUGCUGGCAGACGAGACCGUCAAGAGCAGGUGGACGAGAUCUGGCCAGGGAGAUAACCGAGACCGCACCCGACUCGAUCAUUUCGCCGAAUCCCAGGACCCGAUUCGCAGGUAUGAGCAUACUCGUGAGCUUCGACGCAAGAAACCUACGGAGAAGGUCAAGAUCUGGGACAUGCGGGCGCGGCACACUCAACCUGCGCCAUGUCAACUCUGCCAGGACACUGAGUUCAUUUGCAAGGGCGACUGGCUCGAGCACGUGAACAAGGAGCACGGGGGGGAACAGAGGUACCGCAAUGCCCUCUUCGCCCUCGAGUCGCUGCGCCCGCACAAGACCACCGGCCAGGAGAUGAGACUCAUCAUCAGCAACUCCACGGAAGAGAUGACGGCGCAGGCCAACUCGGACGAAGGAUUGCCUCGUGACCAGAGGUGGGACCCCAGGUGCAUGAAGGCGUGCGUCUUCUGCGCGCGACGCCAGUGGUCCGAAGACGUCCAGCAAGUGUACCUGGCUGGGCCAGAGUGUUUCAUGCAGACUCUAGAGGCCGUGGCCGCGCUGUUCGGUCCGGAGAAGUACCACGAGGUCUGGAACCUCAUCCCGAAGGAAGAGCUUCUCGCGUCCGCGGUGAACAUGAGGCUCGGAGACUCGCAGGAGCGCAGGCUCGUGCUCCUCCACAAGCGCCGAGUCAAUGAUGCGCAAGCCAGCGGGCACGAGAAAGCGAACGUCUGCCAGGAGUGUCUCGACAACUUCAAGAAGAAGGCCCCCGCGAUGUGCAAGUACGCCCUGGCGAACCACAUGAUGAUUGGCCGCUGGCCCCCGAGGUUCCGAGACACGACGCUGGCUCACGAGAUGCUGCUCGCCCUGACGCGGGCGGUCGCCACCGAGGUUGUGCUGCGGCCAGACCACCGCUCCAAGGCUGAGACUGCCGGCUCUCAGACCGCACGCUCCUGGGACUUCCUCUUCCACCAGUCUGGCUUCACGGGGUGCGCUGUGCUGUUCGGGAACGCCUCGUGCACCGAGGCCUUGACGCGGUUCCCAACCCCUGACAUGGGAAGGUCUUUCGCCGCCAGUUUCACGGGGCCGCCCUCCCAGGGCGACGAGCGCCCUGACGAGGCCCAGCGCAGGGGCCGCGCCCGCGUCAGCCGCAUCGCUGAGCUCCAGAUCGAGAAGUCCGUGUUCGACGCCCAGGCGGCCUACCUUCGGAAGACCAACGUCGCAUACGCCGAGACCACCUACGACGCCGACCUGGUAGCUCAGUGGUGCCCAGCGGGCGAUGAGAAGCGGGUGCCGCCCCCGAUCUCGGACUCCGCCGUGGAAGUCCCCAUGGAAAUCGACGACCCGGGCGCGGUGAUGUCCAGCGGGCCCGGGGGCGCCACGGCGGCGAGGCAUGCCGACAGGAUCGACGAGGACGUCGCCCUCGAGCGCCAGUCCAGAGUGGUGGCCGCCUUCCACCCCGAUGACAUCCCCGGCGCCAAAGCUCACGAGAGCUGUAUGCAGAUCACAGGCCUGCAGCACCAGCUGGAAGAGCUCGACGCCGCCGCUGCGCGAUCGGUGGCGGCGGAGGCGGAGUCCAUCCUGGAGUCGCAGUUGGACGGCAAUGACUCCUGCCUCCAGGACGAGGCCGGCCAAGAGCGCAUACUUGAGCAAUGCGCCAAGGUUCGGGAGCUCGCGCAGAAAGCCACGAGCGAGCAGUCGCAACACAAAAUGCUCGCAGAGCUGCAGUGGCUUCUCAGCGGCGUCGAUUAUCAGGCUGCUCCGCCCGUGGCGCCCAGCACGUCGCAACCUUCCGACGCCGUCGCCGCGUCCGCCUCGACCACUGUGCCUCACCUGCAGGUCGCGCGGGGCAGCAGGCCAUCUUCUCUGUUAAACUGGGAAGCCAUGACGCAGGCUCGACCCACUCUCCGGCACUACGGAGACGGAACUUUUGGCGAUCCGCAGCGAGCCUGCCCUCCGUACGUCCCGCUUCUCCCCGUGGAAUGGAUCACGUGCCUGCUCAUGCGCGAGGAGCUGGAGUACACGCUGGACGGUGAAAACGACGAGUACAGGGUGGGCCCGAAUCUUCUGUCCAGCCGUUUCGCCUCAGAUUGGCUCGUCCUUCAUCUGUUAUCCUCCAUCUACUGGCUCACGGAGCGCCACACAUCGCAGUACGCCUUCCUGAAGAGCGGCGGCACGAAAUUCGCCGAGCAGCUCCUGAAGUUGAUGUCGGAAGAAAUCGCCGCCGCCGCCCGCUUGCAGCAUGCCCGGGGCGGCCGUAUUCAUGGGCUUUGUAACUUGGCAUCCGAUCAGGAGUUUCCUCGCAACCUCUCAGCCGCCAUGAGCGCCUUAUUGAUGGGCCAUGCCGACGCCAUGGGCACGGACGGGCACCGCCGACUGCGCCGGCACGAGGGCAAUGCCUACAUGACCCUGUUCGGCGAGCCUGUCGUGUUCUGCACUCCCAACCUUGCGGACACGAAGCAGCCGCUGCUCCUCACCCUGCCGAAGUACCGAGACACGAUGAAGAGGCUUGCCGCAGACCCAGUGGGUCAGACGCUCGCGUUCGACAAGAUGAUGAAGCUGUUCUUCAUGCACAUACUGGGAGCACGACCAGAACUCCUGGGAAAUCGGCGUCGCGCGAGGCCCUCUGCCGAUCAGUGCACGGACGGCGUUGCGGCUUCUUCUUUCGGGCCGGGCAUCUUCGGCCCCGCGCUUGCUUUCCGCGGGGAGAUCGAAGCGCAAGGCAGGGGCUCUCUACAUCCGCACAUCCUUGUGUGGUUACUUGGCAUAAGACCAGCGGACGCAUUGCGAAUGCUGCAGAAAGACCCUGGCUCCAUGCAGACCCGCCUGGCGACCUGGAUGACGAAGCGCGUGUCGUCCAUGCAGUCCACUUGCCAGAGUUCCGUGAUGAGAGCGCCCCAGAGGUUUGGCCACCUCGACCAGGUCGCGGAACCGCUCCCGUUUUCCAAGACAGAGCGAAGUUUGACCAGGUAUGACGGCGGCAGCGAGAUCGACGCCAUGCGCGACGAUCUUCAACGAGACAGCGCGGAACCAACGGAGGAGCAGAGUCGUCUCUUCGAGGACGCGGCCGAAAAGGCAGCGUGGAACAGACCUGAGUUGCCCCUCAAAGCCAAGUCGGCCACGCAGUCGAGCGCGGCAGGGGACGGCAAGCCGAAGCCCGGAUCCACGAACUCCAAGGUCGUCUCCGAGUUUGCCGUAUUCAAGUGUCCUCACCAUCGCAGGCGCGGUGCGCUUCAUCGCCGCGGCGAUCUCAGUGCCGGCGCGCAGAGCCCGCACUCGUGGGAGCAGGCUUUUACGGAGGACGCGAGGUCCUUGGCUGAGGAGAUCCUGGUGCACGUGUGCGGGGAGAGCUGCUUCAAGUACAGCGGCGUCAAGGUUCAGAAAAUAUGCAGGCAUGGCUAUUACUACAUCAUCAGCCUACCAGACUGGCAGAGACGACGGCAAAGGAAGCCUCUCCGCAACGCAGUCGUCGUCGUGGGCCAAUCUGAGCAUGGCAUGACAGGCAGACUGCUUUUGCUCCAGGAGCACCCUUUCGAGUGCCUCACCAACUACGCCAGGCUCGAUUGCAUGCGAUGCAACCUGGGCGUGCAGGAUCUGCUGGAACUCCCGCACCAUGGCAAUCAGCCAACUCUCGGGCACAUGAACGACUACGAUUGGGUAGAGAAUGACUACUUGCCGAGGCGUUCUCUCGAGAAGGGCAAUCUUCCCGCUGGGCCUCGCGCAUUCACGGAGGAGUUUACUCCUGAUGAGUGGAGAGCCAUACUCCUGGAGUGCAUGCGGUCGGACGAUGCAACAGUCGCCCAGGACGAUGAGCUCGCGACAGUCAUGGAGAGGGAGUCCACGGCCGCGAUGUGCGACGGCAUCAACACGGGUUUCUACAUCAAUGCGUACACCACCAAGCAGCUGCCGGACAUGCAGGGGACCCUCGAGGAGCUACGCAAGGGGAUCGAGCGUCUGGAGCCGAGGCGGGAGGAAACGCCGGAGGCCACCAACAAGACGCAGAGCCACGAUGCAGAGGGGCGCGCUGCUUCCGGAGCUCCCGGGCGAGGCCCCAACAAGUUUUGGCAAGUCCUGCAGACUCUGAACACUAUGUCGUCUGCCUUCAAGCGGCGCCAUCACAGGAGCAUGAGCGAGAUACCGAUGCCAAUCACGUUCAACACCAUGACGUACUUCUCCCAUCGUUGCUGGAAGGUGUUCAUCAAGAGGGCCGUCUUUCUCGCAGCGCAGACGUGGCGGAACAAGUUCGGCCAGGCUGCGCGUCGCAAACACACCAAGGACGGCGGCGGGGUUGGUCUGAGGUAUCUCACCAAAGACAAGCAGUCUCAUCCGCUCGUGGGAUGGGAGCGCGUGCGUCUGGACGGCGGCGCGGAGCUCUACCGGCACCCAGAUGGCACCGAGUUCGGGGACCUCCAGACUGCCUGCGACUACGACGUGGCCGCGAAGAGCCAGAACUCGUCGGGGUCUUACAAGGACGAGCGCAAAGUAGCGCUGACUGCGCUGCAGCGCUUCUUGAACGAGGCAGAGGCGGAGACGACGGAGGACAAG